Messenger RNA from Cuscuta epithymum, 910 nucleotides. NCBI's taxonomy places the organism in Eukaryota, Viridiplantae, Streptophyta, Magnoliopsida, Solanales, Convolvulaceae. The record is from the annotation of a GenBank genome assembly.
GCAGCUAUUAUAAUAUAAGUGUAAGCAUACCCCAAAAAGAAUGAAUUAACGAUCAAAUAACCCAAAUAGGCAAAUAAAAAUGUUUAAUUACAGUAUUUGAUAAAUGCAACAGCAAACCCAUAAAAUUUGUUACUGUUCAAUCAAACUCACAGGGAGUAAUCAUUAUAUUAAACCUCCACCAAUUGAUUACAGGAUUCGCCUGAUUUGUUAGAACCUCUGGAAUUUAUCAGGCUUGAUUAGAGGAUUGGCCUUGGCAAUCACAUCUCGGCCUUGACCUUUGAAGUCAAAGGCACAGUCAUGAAUCUCAGGGUACCUAUGGGACCCACAGUAGGUGUAGCCACACCUGCAGUUGAACCCCAGCAGCCCCACCUUCUUGUUGCAGCUCCAGCACCUGCCGGACGCGCGCGGGGCCGGCGGCGGCGACGCCUCCCUGCCGGUCGACCCAUCGGGAACCGGACGGCCGGUUCUGAUCCUGAGAUUGGUCAUUAUAGGCACUUGCUCUUCCAUCAUCUUGCACAUGUCCUUGUAGCACUUGGAGCACAGACCCUUGGUCGCCGCCGUUCCAAAGAAACCGCAGCCGUUCCGACAAAGAGACGGCGGCGCCGGAGAUAUGGUCCCUAACUCCGUCUCGUUUCCUACUUCCGAUGAUCCCAUAUUAUUUUCUCGGUCUGUAAAUUAAAGCUGGAGAUAUCUGAUAGCAAAGAAAAUAAAUCUAUGACAAGAGGACACAGUUAUUAUAUAUAGAUUACGGCCGGUAUUAGUCGGUUGGGGUCUCCUGAUUUCCGAAGAACUCCGAAUACAGGCCAAGAUUUAUUUCCAAAAAUGUUAUCAAACCGACUACUUCCGCGUCUUCUGUUUCCUAAAGCCAGUCACCUCUUAAUUACAUGGCGGGAUCGGUGCAGGGCUGUUU